CGUCGAGGUUACGUCCUCUCUGCGCCUAGCAACGUUUAAGUUUCGAUUCUCUGAAUGAUUGGUGACGCUGCGAGGCUUUGAGUGUAAAACGAAAGUGAACAUGAAGCUGUCACUGUGGAGAUGUUUACAGAGGACCGGUGUCUGUGAAGUUUGGGGGUCCUGAGGUUUGUUUGUAGCGCGUGAGGAAGUGAAAUACCGCGAGAAGUCGACCCCUCACUGAAAUCCUCAGGUGUCCUCCAGCUGUUCUCGAGGCUCGACGUGAGAGGCGUCUUCUGAAGUGAGAUGGGUGUUCCGCACAGCAAAAUGGAUGAUUGUACCAGCCCAGGUAGCAUCUGGAUUUCUAACCAUGAAAGGCCUCAGAAACCACCAUCUUUCCUGCUGUGUGAACACUUUACUGCAGACCUUCUCUGCUACCAGGGAACUCACGGAUAUCCUUGACAAGUGGAAACCAUCUGGUCGGACCGCGGACAAGCAUUCCCUCCCUCUGCAGCUGAAGACAGUCCUCUCUGCCAUGAGGAGCGACGACCCUCAUUCGGUGUCCCAUCAUGGCUUUCUCUACUGCCUGGACAGAAACUACAUCCGACUUAAUGUGCAGCAUGAUGCAGAUGAGGUGUUCCUGUCCAUCCUGAACUUGAUGCAGCAGCAGAUUGGCGACACAGCCCUGGCUCUUGAAAUCCAGGAACUGUACAAGAUUUCUGUGCAGACACAGCUGGAGUGUUUAGAGUGCUCCUUCAACCAGACCCAGACCAGCUUCAUGCUCAGCUUGCCACUGCACAUAAAGGAAGAUGACAAUUCUCUGGAAAGCUGCAUGACGUCUUUCUUCGAGCAUCAGGAGCUAAAGGGCAGAAAUUGCUGCUACUGUAAACAAUGUGGUUCAAAGACCCCAUCCAAACAGGGUGUCAAACUGCUCUCCCUUCCUCCUAUCUUGCGUGUGCAUCUGAAAAGAUUUCGGAAUAACAGCGGUUACGCCCGAAAAAUUGAUUGCAAGGUUACAUUUCCAGAAACCUUUGACUUCACAGAGAUCGUAAAGGAGGCGUUCUCUUCGGAUUUCACUCAGAAUGACUGCACGUACACUUUGUAUGCAGUGUUGGUGCACUCUGGUGGUGCAAUGUACGGACACUACACUGCUUUUGUUCGUCAUAGAGCGAACCAGCGCUGGCACUAUGCAAAUGACAGCCAUGUACAACAGGCCUCCUGGGAAGAAGUAAUGGCUACAUAUGGUGGAUAUAACAGAUCCACAGCGUACAUGUUAAUGUACAGAAGAGGUUCAGAAGCCGGUGGACCACAACCUGAUCUCUCCGGCUGAGUGGGUGGAUGCAGAUGAAUUCACAUGGGGUAUGGUGCAAUACAGGGUGAACAUGGGAAUAUGCAAUAAUCAUAGGAUUAAUGACUAUUAUUAUUGAUUAUUGAUUUGACUUAUUGUAAUUUAAAAAUGUAAUUCCACACCUUGAAUUAUCUUACAUUUAACAAAUUCCUGACCUCAAAAAGGUGAUUCAGUAGAUAAUAAGUGCUGCAGUUUCUGCUAAACACCAGUAGAUGGAGUUGAAGAUUCAAAACAGUGAUGAGUUUUCCACUCCUGAGACCACACACGCUGAGCACUCCAUCAUACUGGGGGGCUGUUUUGGGAGAAUGCUUUGCUGAGAUAUUCACUGUUUGAAGGGAAAUACCUGUUAUUGGACUCAGUGCUCAUUUUCCUGACACUACUUUUUGCUGCAUGAGUCACCAAUAAAGAACAAUGAAUUCAUGUUUUUUCCACAUUAGUGCUGCCAAAAAACACAUAAAGGGUUGCUUCAGCAUAACGUAACAACCUGCAAGACUUAAGACCUCAUCAGGGGUUACAAACAGUUUUUUCCCACUCUUUCUGAUGCAGCAAAAGCCGCAAAUGCAAGGUCAAAAUGUUUGCACUAAAGUUACAGAAAGUCAUCUGCACUUCUUUCCGAAUAUACAAUAAUAAAGUGAAGUUAGAUGUU
Messenger RNA from Notolabrus celidotus (New Zealand spotty), 1970 nucleotides. It is a transcript of the gene usp18, whose product is annotated as ubiquitin specific peptidase 18. Gene Ontology annotation, biological process: protein deubiquitination. Bases 308 to 1306 code for a protein of 332 amino acids. Gene Ontology annotation, molecular function: cysteine-type deubiquitinase activity; cysteine-type endopeptidase activity. The record is from RefSeq and is a predicted model, not a curated record. Gene Ontology annotation, cellular component: cytosol; nucleus. The transcript has 12 exons. NCBI's taxonomy places the organism in Eukaryota, Metazoa, Chordata, Actinopteri, Labriformes, Labridae.